GAGUUUCUGCUACUCAUUGCAUCCUUCACAUCCUCGACGACAAAUAUAAUCCCUCUCUCUCUCUCUCUCUCUCUCUCUCUCUCUCUACACCACGGAAAUUGGGCAGACGACAUAACUAGCUAGCUGGUAAUAAGAGGCUGGAUGUACCGCGUCCCCGGAAUGACUAAGGUUUACCCGAACGCCGCCCUCGCCGCCGCUUCCCCGAUCAUCACGACGAAGACCCCCUCCGUUGGGUUUGGCAACAACAGCAAGGAGGAGGUGCUGACCGUCUGGAGGAAGUCCCUCCUCCUCAACUGCAACGGCUUCACCGUCUACGACUGCAAGGGCAACCUCGUCUUCCGCGUUGAUAACUAUGUCGCCGGCAACCGCAGCGAGGUCGUCCUCAUGGACGCUUCCGGCAAGCCUCUCCUCACCGUCCGUCGCAAGAGAUUGAGCCUGGGAGACAACUGGCAAGUGUUCGAAGGGGAGACCGCCGUCAACCCCCGGUUCACGGCGAGGAAGCAGUCGAACCUCCUCAACACCAAGUGCCUGGCCCAGGUGAGCUGUGGCUCCGGGAACGGCACGGCAUCCCCGUCGUCCCCUUCCUCACCUUCCUCCUCCUCGUGGAGGAGCCCGAGGAGCCAGCAGCUGGCGUACGAGAUCGAGGGAUCGUACGCACAGAGGAGCUGCGCCAUUUACGACAAUAAGCGGCGGAUGGUGGCGGAGAUCAGGCGGAAGGAGUCCGUCGGGAGCGACGUGUUCCGCCUGGUGGUGCAUCCAGAGAUGAUUGACGCGGCGAUGGCAAUGGCCCUCGUCAUCCUGGUCGACCAGAUGUUCGGAUCUUCUAGACGCUUCUCCAGCUAAGUCGCAUGCUUGCCAGCUGAUCGAUCGACCCCGACCUGCGGAUGCAAUCAACUUUUUAACACAAAAAAAAAAAAUGCAGCACGAUUGGUAAAUAAUACAAGCAGAGGCGUACAUAGUUCGCCGAUUGAAUCGUCACCGUCUCCGACUCGCCUGCUCGAUUUUCGACCACGAUUAUAUCUUCCCCGCCUUAAUUUUCUGUUUCUUUUUUUUUUUUGGGUUUUUUUUUUGGCCAUUGUCAGGGGGCUUGGUUUUUUCCUUUUUAAUAAAAAAUCAGGCUCUUGAGCGUGGGGAUGUAUAUAAAUUGUGUGCUCUUUUUUUUUUUCCUUUUUUUUAUUUGGGGUUGGAAACAGAGUGAUGUAUUAUUCUCUUUUUUUUCCGGUUACAUAUAUUAUUCUCCUUUGCUAGAAAGAAAAAAAGAAAGAAAAAUAAAAUAUUAAUCUUAGAUAAAAAUUGGUCAUCCCUUGUGAAUUUCUCCUUCCUCUUUUCUCUUAUCAGUUAGUAAAUGCGAAUAAAGUGAAAUUUUUUUUA
This is a messenger RNA of Punica granatum (pomegranate), 1371 nucleotides long. Lineage: Eukaryota; Viridiplantae; Streptophyta; Magnoliopsida; Myrtales; Lythraceae. The record is from RefSeq and is a predicted model, not a curated record.